Messenger RNA from Gregarina niphandrodes, 591 nucleotides. RefSeq names its product putative AAA-ATPase. Lineage: Eukaryota; Apicomplexa; Conoidasida; Eugregarinorida; Gregarinidae. The record is from RefSeq and is a predicted model, not a curated record. Bases 1 to 591 code for a protein of 196 amino acids. The transcript has a single exon.
AUGUACCACUGUGGCUAUUUUACCGUCAAAGAUCAUGACAAGCGCUUGAACGUGUAUAGUGUAGCUUCCCCAAAUGACGAUGUCCGAUUUGGAGUUGUGAGAAUCACUUUACGGAUGCACGCACGCAUGUCCGACAGAACGCGUAGGUCUCACAUCCGGGAGCUGGUUACUGAGUUGGAGGCCGGUAGGCUCAAGUCGUUCCUGCGCGAAUUCGACUCCUUCUUCAAUUGUUUGAAUAUGUUUUACCAGAAGACCGAUUAUCAAUUUAUCAUUAAUGGGGUGUUCUGCCUGUUGGGAGAGUUCAUCAAAACUGAGCUCAAACCCUUCUCCGGCGGUGCUGGUGCCAUUGCGGAAACAAGUAAGCGCAUUUACAAAUUUGCUUUCAAAGUGGAUGGUACCGCUAAGGAGGCUCUUGAUGAAGCCAAGACAUUUCUUGUCCAACAAAAAGAGAAAAACAGUACCCACAAGAUUUUGAAAGUGGGAGUGGAAGUGAGAACGGCGGCUCCUAAUAAGCCAAAGACCAUUCAGUCUCAUGUCGUGACAGACUCCGACUCCGACAACGCUGCUGUCGGGAACGCUGCUGCCGCUUAG